Anopheles arabiensis is the source of this 912-nucleotide messenger RNA. RefSeq names its product angiopoietin-related protein 6-like. NCBI's taxonomy places the organism in Eukaryota, Metazoa, Arthropoda, Insecta, Diptera, Culicidae. The record is from RefSeq and is a predicted model, not a curated record. The transcript is spliced from 2 exons. The coding region runs from base 11 to 865 and encodes 284 amino acids.
CUGUACCAAGAUGACGUUGAUCCUGUCGCUUUUACUCGUAGCAUUCAGUACUCGACUGUGUGAGGGAUCAUUUUCGUUGCUCAGUGAACCGCGUCAAACGUGUGCCGGGUAUUCAGGUAUUGCGGACGCAAUUGCCUACCUUACCAAAUCAAUAUCGAAUCAAACGGUCGCAAAUGAUCCAUUGCUAGAGGUUAAAACCAGCCUUCAAAACCUGUUGCAAUUGGCUACGAUAUAUCAAUCCUGCGAUGAUGUCACCGGGCCCCCGGGAUUGUACCGUGUGCGGGACGGAAAUGACGUGCCGACCCAUUACUUCUGUCAGACGGAACUGCUGGGUGGUGGCUGGACUGUGAUACAGCGUCGAACGAGUGGUCGAACUAACUUUACGCGCAGCUUUAACGAGUAUCAAAAUGGUUUCGGGCAUCCCGACCAGGAGUUUUGGAUCGGCCUGACUCGUCUUAAUCGGAUAACCUCGCUCGCACAGUACGAAUUGAUCAUCCUGAUGGACGCGUUUGAUGGUGCCACGGCGUCGGUUCGAUACACAAACUUCAAGGUUGGCCCCGCCUCUGACGGAUUUAGAUUAGUGGCGCUUGAAUACAGUAGUGGUGUUGGAAACUCGAUGUCAAGCUCCGCUAAUCAGACAUUCUCUACCUUCGAUCGAGAUACUGAUUCUUCACUCUCAAAUUGUGCUAACUCGUGGAAAGGAGGAUGGUGGUUCGGUGCAUGUGGUGACAGCAAUCUUAACGGAUUUUAUAAUGGUCCAGCCGCUACGACAAUUGCAAGGACAUCGAUGGUGUGGACAUCCUUUAAAGGAAGUUUUCAAUCACUUAAGAGUUCUAUAAUGCUUAUUCGGAAAAAGAGGGCAUAAGUUGCUAUGGAACAAAUGCAAUCGAUAGCAAUAAAACAGAGGAAAUA